Molecule: messenger RNA, 2303 nt
Organism: Cryptomeria japonica (Japanese cedar)
Lineage: Eukaryota; Viridiplantae; Streptophyta; Pinopsida; Cupressales; Cupressaceae
Exons: 2
Coding region: 427-2073 (548 amino acids)
Biological process (GO): iron-sulfur cluster assembly
Source: RefSeq, a predicted model, not a curated record
AGAGAAUAACUCUGCCAGUAAAGACCCCGAUAAUACUUGGCGGCGGAUAAAAACCAGUGAAAGUAUGGACGCAUGAGAUCAUUCUGAUCGUUUUGCAUCCAUUUUCCUGCAGUGCACGCCGUUGAUGAUAAAAAAUAGAUUGUCUAUUUCAGGUAAAGGAAAGGGAAAACGGAAAAAAUUACUAAAAUAGGGUAAUUAAGGUUAGGGAACAAGCAGACAAAAGUUUGGAAUCUAAGAAAACGCUGAGUGGAAGUAAUUUCUAUCUUACUAAACACCGAGUACACGGAUAUAUAAUGGCAAGGAAGAUAGAGAGGUGGCCUGUGGUUCUAUCUCAAGCUUGCGAUUAUCAUCUCCAAGCCUGCUAGUGUUCUGUAAAUCCAUAUUUCCCAAAUUCCCACAUACACAAUCUAGCUGUUUUGAAAUUGUAUGGCAAUGGCGGCAACAGGGCUGCACUCUGCGCUGACAGUAGGGAAAGCGCCGACUCAUACUUCGUCUGCUUACAUUCCAAAUGCAAUGGUAAUUAGAGGAAGCAGAGGACGAAGACAUUCAAUUAGAAUUGCGAUCCGCGCAGAAGCCCCUGAUGCGACCGUGGCGGAUAGAAGUGGAAGCAUCAUCAGCGCCCCCUCAGAAACGAAAGGUAACGACCCAAUUUAUCAGUAUCUUAAUAGGGAUUACAAGUGGGGGUUUGUGUCCGAUAUAGAAUCCGAGUCCAUACCCAAAGGGCUGUCCGAGGAUACUGUGAGGAUGAUUUCUGCUAAAAAGAAUGAGCCUCCAUGGUUGUUGCAAUUCAGGCUAAAUGCUUACAGACAGUGGCUGAAAAUGACCGAGCCUAAAUGGUCUGAUAAUACUUAUCCCCUUAUUAACUUCCAAAACUAUUGUUAUUACUCUGCGCCCAAGCAGAAAGAGCAGAAGCAGAGCCUGGAUGAGGUAGAUCCUCAGCUCCUUGAGACUUUUCAGAAACUGGGGAUCCCUCUGACUGAGCAGAAGCGACUGGCUAAUGUUGCCGUGGAUGCGGUUUUUGACAGUGUUUCCAUCGCUACAACACACAGGAAAACCCUUGAGGCUGCAGGGGUUAUUUUCUGUUCAAUCUCUGAGGCAGUCCAUCAGUACCCUGAUCUCGUUAAGAAGUAUUUGGGUAGAGUUGUACCCCCUGCCGAUAACUUUUAUGCUGCCCUCAAUUCUGCAGUUUUUAGUGAUGGGUCCUUUUGUUACAUUCCUAAGGACACUGUGUCCCCCAUGGAGAUUUCUACUUAUUUUAGGAUCAAUUCCAUGGAGACCGGUCAGUUUGAGAGGACCCUUAUCGUGGCCGAUGAGAGGAGUUAUGUGGGUUAUCUAGAGGGAUGCACUGCACCUUCCUACGAUACCAACCAGCUUCAUGCUGCAGUUGUGGAGCUAUAUUGUGCCGAGGGUGCUGAAAUUAAAUACUCCACUGUGCAGAAUUGGUAUGCCGGAGAUGAAAAUGGGAAGGGUGGGAUUUACAAUUUUGUAACUAAGAGGGGUUUAUGUGAUGGCAACAAGUCCAAGAUAUCCUGGACCCAAGUCGAGACGGGUUCUGCAAUCACUUGGAAGUAUCCCAGUGUGAUUUUGAAAGGAGAUGAUAGCAUUGGAGAAUUCUAUUCUGUGGCCCUCACAAAUAACUAUCAACAGGCAGAUACUGGGUCAAAGAUGAUUCAUGUAGGAAAGAAUUCAAGGAGCAGGAUCGUUUCGAAAGGUAUCUCUGCUGGCAAUUCAAGAAAUUGCUACAGGGGACUGGUGCAAAUACAGCCAUCUGCUCACAACUCCAGAAACUUUUCACAGUGUGAUUCUAUGCUCAUUGGUGAUGAGGCAGCUGCAAAUACCUACCCUUAUAUUCAGGUCAAAGACCCUACAGCCCGUGUUGAACAUGAAGCAAGUACAUCAAAGAUUGGGGAAGAUCAGUUAUUCUAUUUCCAGCAGAGGGGAAUUGACCCAGAGAAAGCAGUAGCAGCUAUCAUUGGUGGAUUUUGUAGGGAUGUAUUCAAUGAGCUCCCCCUUGAAUUUGCAGCUGAAGUAAAUCAACUUAUGAGCUUAAAGCUUGAAGGCAGUGUUGGUUAGGUGUUUUCAAUUUUGACUCUGUAACACUAGCCAUUCACAGAGUCUUAAUAAAUGAGGACAUUGUAUGCUUAAGCCUUAAACACUAAUGUAUGUAUAAUACUAAUAUUGGCACUUCGCAUGGAUGUAUUUAUCAGUAUCCUCUGCCUAUAAAACAAUUCUGUACAUUUUUGUAUUAAAUCUGCGAUUAUGCUCUUGAAAAUCAACCUACAUGAUGGGAUAAUUUAUGUUUU